This is a messenger RNA of Anopheles bellator, 696 nucleotides long. RefSeq names its product thioredoxin domain-containing protein 17-like. Gene Ontology annotation, molecular function: protein-disulfide reductase [NAD(P)H] activity. The transcript is spliced from 4 exons. NCBI's taxonomy places the organism in Eukaryota, Metazoa, Arthropoda, Insecta, Diptera, Culicidae. The record is from RefSeq and is a predicted model, not a curated record. Gene Ontology annotation, cellular component: cytosol. The coding region runs from base 240 to 623 and encodes 127 amino acids.
CGGGGUGCCGUGUGGAAACUAGCUGCCACUGUUCAAGUGCCCCAGUGCCGUCUGCGGUUGGGUCGUGGCGCCCAUUAACUACCUGUUGCUACACUGUUCGCUAAUUUGUCGAUCCGAGAACGUUAUGCAUUGGUUCGGGCCAUUUGGCAACUGAAGACCAUCCCCGGGAAACCACUUCAAAGUAUCGAGGACUAGGAUUGCCUUUGCCGUGUUUGGACCUGUUCUACUGUUCUUCGACCAUGGUGCACAAACAUCAUGUGGCUGGCUACGACGCUUUCGUGGCGUUUAUGAAAGAUUUUAACGGCCACGGUGCACCGAUCAACAUUCUCUUUACCGGUGCGAAGUUAGAAAACGGACAGAGCUGGUGUGGCGAUUGUGUUGAAGCGGCACCGUUCAUCGAAAAGGGGGUAGAAAAAGAUGCCCCCAAAGAUUCUCAUUUCAUCUACGUGGACGUCGGUGAUAGACCUACCUGGAAGGACAUGAACAACGCAUUCCGCAAGGACACGAACACGCGCCUUUCGGUCAUUCCAACGAUGAUCCGCUGGAAGAACCCACAGCGGCUCGAAGGUGAACAGUGUGCCAAGGCCGACCUUUUGGAGCUAUUUUUCACCGAAGAAGAUUAGCGGAAUAUACACCGAGCGCGACAGGGUUCCAUUCUUUUCCCCAAUAAACGAGUUCCUUUUGACAUGCCGUUUG